GCCGCCUGAAUCCCCUUCUUUUUGCUCCCCGACACCACUUUUUUUCGACAACCACACCCUCCGUUUCGCAGGAAGUUCGUUUUCAGCAGUCAAAAUGGCCCGUCGUCCCGCGAGAUGUUACCGCUACUGCAAGAACAAGCCUUACCCUAAGUCCCGGUUCAACCGUGGUGUUCCCGACCCCAAGAUCCGUAUCUUCGACUUGGGUCGUAAGAAGGCUUCCGUGGACGACUUCCCUCUGUGCGUCCACAUGGUCUCCAACGAAUACGAACAGCUUUCCUCUGAAGCUCUCGAAGCUGCCCGUAUCUGUGCCAACAAGUACCUUGUCAAGAUCGCCGGUAAGGAAGGUUUCCACCUCCGUGUCCGCGCCCACCCCUUCCACGUCGUCCGUAUCAACAAGAUGUUGUCGUGCGCUGGUGCCGAUCGUCUCCAGACUGGUAUGCGUGGUGCCUUCGGUAAGCCCAACGGUGUUGUCGCCCGUGUGAACAUCGGCCAGAUUCUCCUGUCCAUCCGCACCCGUGACUCCAACCGCGCCGCCGCCAUCGAGGCCAUGCGUCGCUCCACCUACAAGUUCCCUGGUCGCCAAAAGAUCAUUAUCUCCAAGAACUGGGGCUUCACCCCCGUCCGCCGUGAGGAGUACGUCAAGCUCCGCCAGGAGGGCAAGCUCAAGCAGGACGGUGCCUACGUCCAGUUCCUGCGUGGUCACGGUUUGAUCGAGGAGAACAUGAAGCGCUUCCCCCAGGCCUACGAGGGCGUUGCUCAGUAGAUUGGGAUGAUUUAGGUGUUUUAUGUGCUGUUCGUAUUUAUCGUUUUUACUAGGGCCAAAUGAGAACAAAAAAAGGCUAAAAAUGUUCCUGUUUGCUGUACUCCAUUUACUGGACCUAAUUAACUUCGAUACCCUCACCAUAGUAAGAGUGCCUGUACGGAAUACUUAACUGGAAUUUGUAGGCCAUCCCAAUGACACAAAAGUUCAUCUAUG
Messenger RNA from Aspergillus ruber CBS 135680, 976 nucleotides. Its product is annotated as 60S ribosomal protein uL16. The record is from RefSeq and is a predicted model, not a curated record. Gene Ontology annotation, biological process: ribosomal large subunit assembly; translation. The transcript has 3 exons. Gene Ontology annotation, cellular component: cytosolic large ribosomal subunit; ribosome. Gene Ontology annotation, molecular function: structural constituent of ribosome. The coding region runs from base 95 to 763 and encodes 222 amino acids. NCBI's taxonomy places the organism in Eukaryota, Fungi, Ascomycota, Eurotiomycetes, Eurotiales, Aspergillaceae.